AUGGAAAUCCCGGAGGCCCAGGACCCAACGGAAACCCAGGUGGCCCUGGACAGCCUGGUUCAGAUGGACAGCCAGGACAGCCAGGACCUCCCGGACAGCCUGGACAACCUGGACAACCUGGAUCACCUGGUCAGCCUGGACCGGACGGCACCACCGAUUACACUCCAGUCAACUGCCCAUCUCCACCCGGAGGUUGCGUCACUUGCCCACCUGGACCCGCAGGACCACCCGGACCAGAUGGAAAUCCCGGAGGCCCAGGACCCAACGGAAACCCAGGAGAUGCUGGAGCACCAGGAAACCCAGGAGGCGAUGGACAACCUGGACAGCCCGGACAGAGCGGCACCACUUCUACCAACACUCCCGGAGGACCUGGACCAGCUGGACCACCUGGAGCUCCCGGAAAUGCAGGAGGACCCGGACAGCCAGGAGGUAACGGAAACGAUGGACCACCCGGACCACCAGGAAAUCCCGGAGGCCCAGGACCCAACGGAAACCCAGGUGGCCCUGGACAGCCUGGUCAGAAUGGACAACCAGGACCUCCCGGACCUCCAGGAGAUGCUGGAGCACCAGGAAACCCCGGAGGCGAUGGACAACCUGGACAGCCCGGACAAAGCGGCACCACUUCCACCAACACUCCCGGAGGACCUGGACCAGCUGGACCACCUGGAGCUCCCGGAAAUGCAGGAGGACCCGGACAGCCAGGAGGUAACGGAAACGAUGGACCACCCGGACCACCAGGACAGCCAGGAGCACCAGGACAGCCCGGAAACGACGGUCGUCCAGGAAACCCAGGAGGCACAGCACCUCCAGGAGGUGAUGCCGCCUACUGCCCAUGCCCACCUCGCUCAGCUGCUUGGCUCGUCGUCGCGUUGUCAAGCACUAAGCAUUGAGGAGUACAGUAGACUUCUGUAUGCUACUGCAGUUUCUUUUAGAUAG
Cooperia oncophora is the source of this 936-nucleotide messenger RNA. Lineage: Eukaryota; Metazoa; Nematoda; Chromadorea; Rhabditida; Trichostrongylidae. The record is from the annotation of a GenBank genome assembly.